GCCCCAAGCUGGGGGCGAGCGGGGCGGCCGGCACCCCGUCUGCCUGUUCAUUUCUACCCUGAAGGACAAGCUCGGGACCCGCUAUGAGGUGCGUGAAGCAGGCAGGUCAGGGGUGGCAGCCGGGCGCUCUUGCCCUAAGCUCCCGACUGUUCCCGAGGCUGGACUCCGUCUUAGGGGUUCCUGAGCGCCCGGCCCCCGAACCCCAUGACCACCCGGACCCCGGCGUCUCCCUACGGACCCCGAGGAGGAAAGAUUUUGAGAGUGCACUUCUUAUUUUUCUUGCCCAUUUCUGCGACUUUGUAUUGACAGCCUUGCUGUUUAGUAGUAGAUAGCAGCCCCGCCCCUUUAAAGCCUUGGAAAUUUCGGCCUGCCGGAUUAAACUAUAAACGAAGCAUCGGUCCCGUUUGGGGGAACUGUAAAAUGACUACACUUUGGUUCAGUAGAUUCUGUUUCUCCACAGGCUUUUCGCUAGUUUUGUCUGUUUGUUGGUUUGUUUGUUUUAAGGCUUUGUGGGGUGUUUCUAAGGUCAUUAGGCCAGAUUAGUACAGUAGUAAAGCAGUAAUGCUUGGGUUGCAUCUUGAUAUUUUUAUUAAAGUUAUUGGUUACUGCAUCUCUCUCUCUCUCUCUCUCUCUCUCUUUUUUUUUCUCCUCACAUGUUUGAUUUCCUAAGUCUUGAUUUGUUAGGUCCAAGACUUUUUCGUAUCUACCUAGCAGUAGUAAACCCUCCAGAAGAAGUUGAAAGUUGAAGUAGAAUUUUUUAAAAUAGAAUUUUUAAAGCUCAAGUUUUAUAAAAUCCUUUUACGUUGAUUACCAAGCACGUUAUUUUGUGAAAAUGACUGGAAUACCCUUGUGCUUACUAUAAUAAAAUUGAGGGGACAAUUCAUCACCCACCAUUGCAUCUGACUUUUGACUGGAUUUUAUACAAUUUCUGGGAUUAUUUCCCUUACAGUGUUUUACUCCUCAGUGAAUACUCAUAGUUGAGGAAAGGAGUUAUUGCUGUUUCAUUCAGAGCCACGUAAAUGUUUUGGUUUCUUAUUUAUUUAAUUUAUUUAUGGCGGCAUUGGGUCUUUUGUUGCUGCGCACGGGCUUUCUCUAGUUGCGGCGAGCGGGGGCUACUCCUCGCUGCGGUGCCUGGGCCUCCCAUUGCUGUGGCUUCUCCUGUUGCAGAGCGCGGCCUCUAGGCGCACAGGCUCAGCAGUAGCGGCACACGGGCUAGCCGCUCCGCAGCAUGUGGGAUCUUCCCGGACCAGGGCACGAACCCGUGUCCCCUGCAUUGGCAGGCGGACUCCCAACCACUGCACCACCAGGGAAGUCCCCACGUAAAUGUUUGAUGCCAAUUCCAGCAGUCUAAAGGGUUUCCUUUCAGCUGUGAGACUGGCUCACAGAGGCUGUGAUGUUGAGGCACCACUUUUAACCCUCACACCAGUGAAGACUUCAGAAUUUGAAAAAUUUAAAACUAAAAUGGUUAUCACAUCCAAAAAGGACUAUCCUCUAAGCAAGAACUUCCCCUAUUCUCUGGAACAUCUUCAGACUUCUUAUUGUGGGCUUGUCCGGGUUGAUAUGCGUAUGCUUUCCUUAAAAAACCUUAGAAAAUUAGACUUGAGUCACAACCAUAUAAAAAAGCUUCCAGCUACAAUUGGAGACCUCAUCCACCUUCAAGAACUUAACCUGAAUGAUAAUCAUUUGGAGUCAUUUAGUGUAGCCUUGUGUCAGUCUACACUCCAGAAGUCACUUCGGAGUUUGGAUCUCAGCAAGAACAAAAUUAAGGCACUCCCUGUGCAGUUUUGCCAGCUCCAAGAACUUACAGAUUUAAAACUUGAUGAUAAUGAAUUGAUUCGACUUCCUUUCAAAAUGGGACAACUGACAAACCUGCGUUUUUUGUCAGCGGCUCGAAAUAAGCUUCCGUUUUUGCCUAGUGAAUUUAAAAAUUUAUCCCUUGAGUACGUGGAUCUUUUUGGAAAUAUUUUUGAACAACCAAAAGUCCUUCCAGUUAUAAAGCUGCAAAUGCCAUUAACUUUAUUGGAAUCUUCUGCGCGAACCGUACUAUAUAAUAGGAUUCCUUAUGGCUCUCGUAUCAUUCCUUUCCAUCUUUGCCAAGAUUUGGAUACUGCAAAAACCUGUGUUUGUGGAAGAUUCUGUCUAAGUUGUUUUAUUCAAGGAACUACUACCAUGAACCUACACUCUGUUGCGCACACUGUGGUCUUAGUAGAUGAUAUGGGUGGUACUGAAGCACCUGUUGUCUCUUACUUCUGUUCUCUAGCCUGUUAUGUAAAUUCCUGUGAUAUGUUAAAGUAAUAAGUGAUACCACAAAAAGAAAUUCCAUUUAGUUACAGGCCAGUUUGGGACUCUUAUUGUUUAAAUGUCAAACUGGAGAAAGGGAAGCUUUUCGUGGGUUUUGUAUACUUGCUUGAGGGGAAGAAUGUGUUAGUGUAACAUUUUCAAUCAUUUGGCUGUAAUAUCUUAAUUUCAUUAAAACCUAAUUUUAUUGUGGUGUUAACUUUCAUCAGUUUAUUGCACUUGUGUUAUUUCAGCCUCGUGUUUCCAGAAUGGGUUGUGGGGUUAUUUUUUAAUGUUAAACAGAUACUGAUCCCAACCACUCUGGUCAUAGAAUUUUCUUAACAAUUUUCGUCUUGCGUUUCAGUUAAAGAAAUUGAAUUUCUGGGGACUUCCCUGGUGGUCCAGUGGCUAAGACUCUGUGCUCCCAGUGCAGGGGGCCCAGGUUCAAUCCCGGGUCAGGGAACUAGAUCCCGUAUGCCACAACUAAGACCCAGUGCAGCCAAAUAAAUAAAUAUUAAAAAAAAAAAAUUGAGUUUCUGUAUGCAGAAAAUAUACUUUGGACUAAUAUAGUCUGAACUGUAGUGAGAACUUGUUUGGUAUGAAACUACAUGUAAGUUUUUAAGCACUUUUGUGUUUUUCAGGUAUAUUAUUCUAAAUAUAUAUGGAAUUUUAUAUUCACCAUACAUAAAGUAGGAGUUGCUUUGGACAGACUUAAGCUUUUACAAGUUUUAUAAUAUUAAUUCCAUAAUCUUUGUUGUGAUUUCUAAGUUUUUUAGGGCUGGAAUGAGGUUUUGGGGUUGGGUGGG
Messenger RNA from Physeter macrocephalus (sperm whale), 3083 nucleotides. RefSeq names its product leucine rich repeat protein 1 (gene LRR1). The transcript has 3 exons. Gene Ontology annotation, molecular function: protein binding. Bases 1324 to 2295 code for a protein of 323 amino acids. The record is from RefSeq and is a predicted model, not a curated record. Gene Ontology annotation, biological process: signal transduction. Lineage: Eukaryota; Metazoa; Chordata; Mammalia; Artiodactyla; Physeteridae.